UAAUGCAAAUGACUGAAACAAAAACGGCAAUAGUUCAAUAGCAUUGUAUUUUAUAUACGACUUCCCACCGUGUGGCGAUUUAUCCAUAACAAAACACAAUUUUUAAAGGAAGCCAUGCCAAAUACAUUGCACUAUCCGCACUGGGCGCGCGCAGUGGCGACUGUAUCCUUGUUGUUCUUGGCAUUGCAACAAACUUGCCCGGUAGCUGCAGCAGCUGACCAGCAGCAGAAAUUGGAGUUAUCCACAAACUUAAAUGUUACUCGUAAUUUAAAUGUCGAAGGAAGCGCAAUAGCUGAUGCGCACAAAACAGCGAAAAAGGCGUUGACUGUUGAUGAUGCGGCAGCGGUAGCGGCGCCACCAAAGCCAGUGGAAGGCGAAAAAGAGGUGGUCAUAAGCGAACGACCGGGUCCACCGGUUCCAGCUACUGCAAAUAAAGAAAUAAAUGAGCACAAGGAUGUCGAUCAUAUUCGGCAGCCCGCAGCUUCGAAGGAGCUUGGAAUCGAACCAGUAGACGAAGUUCACAUCCAACAAUCCAAAUUUAAUUUGCUGAACGAUAACAUGGAUUUUCCCGAAACAUACACAGCUGUGUUCUAUAUCAUGGUUGGCAUUACCAGCUCGGCCAUAUUGAUAUUGGUAUUGCGAGUGUAUCGCUUGCGUUUGUCUCGAGCUGAGCGUAAAUAUGGUGUACAAGGCGAUCGAGCCAAUCAGGAAUUGACACCAUUGCCUAUGGCCAUUGAGGAUGUAAAUAGCGACGAAGAAGAUCACACACUGUUUGAGUUGGUUCAAAUCUAACAAAAAAAAACCAUUUGUGAUAAAGAUGAUAUGUUGAUGUCAAAACGAAAAGGUGCAGUUGCAUAUGCGAACUGGAAUAAUGCGUUUCAGUAAUUGAGCAUGUUGGUAUUCUCAGACUAUAGACGCUUUCGAAUUUUGUAUACAAAUAUACAAAACUAUAUAUUGUGAACUGCAAGCUGAUUGUCGUUAAAAAAUAAAAAUAAACGCUAAAUAUAGUAAAUGUUUAAGCAUUAACUGAAAUAAAAUAGUAAACUCGA
Scaptodrosophila lebanonensis is the source of this 1049-nucleotide messenger RNA. RefSeq lists its product as uncharacterized. NCBI's taxonomy places the organism in Eukaryota, Metazoa, Arthropoda, Insecta, Diptera, Drosophilidae. The transcript is spliced from 3 exons. The record is from RefSeq and is a predicted model, not a curated record. The coding region runs from base 115 to 792 and encodes 225 amino acids.